AUGAAGCUUUUCACCGUUGCAACGCUGGUCACCUUGGCUGCUGCUGCGCCAAGCAUUGCGCCUAAUCCCAAGGUCAAUGUCAAGCUGGAAAUGCAGGAAAACUCCAAAGUCAAGGCCACCGUCAGCAACCCCACAGGCGAGAGCAUCAAGAUCCUCAAGACGGGGUCGAUCUUGGACUCGGCCCCAGUUCAGAAGGCUUCCGUGUCCAACGAAGGCAGCAAGGUCGCUUUCGAAGGCAUUAGAGUCUUCAUGGGUCCUCAAGCCGAAGAGUCAAAUUUCCAGAUCAUCCCUGCAGGUGAAUCCGUCGAAGUGACCUUUGACAUUGCCGAGAUAUACAACCUGUCCAACGGUGGCAGCUUUGACGUCCAGUCCAACGGCCAGCUCAGCUACGCCAAGUCCGGUGAUAUUACCAAGCUGGGGUACAUCUCCUUCGAGUCCAACAAGCUCAACACACACGUCGACGGCGCCGCAGCCGCGGCCUCAUACUCAUCCUUCCACCAGAUGAUGAAGCGCGAGACCAUCCAAAGCGACUGCACCGGGUCCAAGCUCACCGCUAUCCAAACGGCCAGCAAGAACAUCCGCGACAUUGCCACCAAAGCCGCCGAGGGGGCUCGAUCCGGCCCAGCCAAGAAGAUGACCGAGUACUUUGAGAGUGCUAGUCAACAGACUCGCAACGUCGUGGCCGGUGCUUUCGACAAGAUGGCUAAACUCUACAGCACGUCUGGAGGCAAGCCGGAUGUCUACUGCACUGACCGGGCCAGCAACUGCCAGGGAGGAGUCGUUGCCUACACUCUGCCCUCGCAGAAUUACAUCGUCUACUGUCCCACUUGGUUCAGCAGCUACCAGCCCCUGGAUCGAACUUGCCGAAAGGUUGACCAGGCUCAUAUUGCUGUCCACGAGUCCACCCACUUGAGUCUUGUCAAGGGCACCAGUGACUACAACACUUAUGGAUAUGCGAACAGCAUCAAUCUCCCGGCUAGCCAGAAUCUUAACCACGCUGAUACGUAUGCUUACUUUGCACAUGACACCUUGUCUGGCUGUUAA
This is a messenger RNA of Pochonia chlamydosporia 170, 1044 nucleotides long. Its product is annotated as metalloproteinase. Lineage: Eukaryota; Fungi; Ascomycota; Sordariomycetes; Hypocreales; Clavicipitaceae. Gene Ontology annotation, molecular function: metalloendopeptidase activity. The transcript has 2 exons. The record is from RefSeq and is a predicted model, not a curated record. Gene Ontology annotation, biological process: proteolysis. Bases 1 to 1044 code for a protein of 347 amino acids.